Messenger RNA from Saccostrea echinata, 2480 nucleotides. RefSeq names its product zinc finger protein 479-like. The coding region runs from base 42 to 2306 and encodes 754 amino acids. Lineage: Eukaryota; Metazoa; Mollusca; Bivalvia; Ostreida; Ostreidae. The transcript is spliced from 5 exons. Gene Ontology annotation, biological process: regulation of transcription by RNA polymerase II. The record is from RefSeq and is a predicted model, not a curated record. Gene Ontology annotation, molecular function: DNA-binding transcription factor activity, RNA polymerase II-specific; RNA polymerase II cis-regulatory region sequence-specific DNA binding.
AAAAUAUUUGGAUAUAUUAAAUUAAUGGCAUUUAAAGAAAUAUGGCUACAAUAUCCAUCACAUCAGAGGAUAUUCUGGUAACAUAUAAAUCUAAGAUUGAGGAGGCAAUACAACUUUUAUUACACAUACCUCCUCAAUAUAAAGCAGAGGCUUGGCAAUUCUGGCAGAUAGUAACUCAGACAGUCAAGUUAUUUACCCAGUCUUGUAUCGAUGAAGCCACACCUUUUAUUCCGCCUUCCGAUGUCCUUGUGGAUCAGCAGGGGCCAGUACCCACUCCAUUCUUCCCAUCCUCAGGUAUAUCACCAAUAAAAGUGUUGCCGAGUCCAGAAACAAAAUCAAAGAAAAGAUCCAGUUCAACAAAGGAAAAGAAAUCAAGUCUAUCAAAAAAGAAAUCAAGGGAUAAAAAGAAAAUAAGCAAGAAAGCUUCUGUCAAAAAGAAAGCAGAAAAGAAGACAGGGGAAAAGGAAAAUGGUAAAACUUCUAGCAAAGGAAGUCCAGGGAAAUCUGUGAUGACUGACAAUGAAGCUGAGGUGGCAGCUCAGACAUUGACUGAUGCUUACACAACAGUGUUCACCCCUAUAUCAACAUUAGAUUUCUCUGAUCUGAUCUCGAAUCCUAACAGUGUUCAGAGUGUUCAUUUACAUUACGAAGAGUCGAGUGAGGUGACGGUAAAACCUGUGAUCCUUCUUCCCCAGGACGAGCAGAUCAUCGCUGCUGGCAGUGUAAGGACAGUAAGCUCCCAGGGUGAUGUCGAAGAAGAUGAUGAUGCAGUCGAAGCAUCUGAUGUUGUCUCACAAGAGAUUUUAAUAGAAAAUGAGGAGACAUCAGUUAAUGAUAAAAACCAAAAAGAAAAUAAAAGGCCGAAACGAAUAAGGUACAAGAAAAACAUGCGAGUGAAGAGAACUCAAACAGAUCCUGAUUUUGAUCCUGUAGCAAAAUCUAAAAAGGAAAAACUGAAGGAAAGCAAAAAACAAAAACUAAAAGAAGAGAAAGAGAAAAAACAGAAGAGGAAAUCGAUUAAAAAACAAGGAUUUUUGUAUGAAGGACACAGUUAUUCUAAAGUUCCGGAUGAAGUUUUGGAAACUGUGGAUGAGGAGGAUUAUGAUCCGGGAGGAGAUCCAGGUGAAGAUCCGGAGGUAACAACCGGAUUUAUAAGGAUAAAUGGAAGGAAAAAAAGGAAGAGGAAAGAGAAGAAGGAAGCUGUUACCGAUCCGGAGUUUGAUGCUCUAGCCUUUCCACUUCCAAAGAAGUGUAGGAGGAAACGCAGAACAAAGGAGGAACUGUCAAAGGCCUCCUAUGAUUGUAAAGAGUGUGGCAUGACUUUGUCUAGUCAGGGAGCUUUGGAGGUUCACACCAGGUCACACACGGGAGAACGUCCAUUUCAGUGCUCCAUGUGUCCAGACACAUUCACAACUAAAGGUAACCUCCAGCGCCACGAGAAGUAUCAUCAGGGAAUCAAGCCAUUUACCUGUGAUAUCUGUGAUGCCAAAUUCACAGAGAAAAAGAGCCUCAAAGUCCACAUGAGGGUCCAUACAGGGGAAAAACCAUUCAAAUGUAAACAAUGUGAUAGAGCUUUCUCCCAGAGUGGACCUUUGAUAGCACACAUGAGAAUCCAUGAGGGUGUGAAGCCUCACAUGUGUGAAAUCUGUGGUAGUAAGUUUAGACAAAAGAUGAACCUGGUGCUCCAUAAACGACGGCAUCACGAGGUGAAGAUAUUCAAAUGUGGGGAGGAAGACUGCACCAUGACGUUUUGUACAAAAAUUGAACUACAAAGGCACCUGAGAGCCCAUUCUAAAUUCAAAGAUUAUAUGUGUAACAUCUGCAGUAAAACAUACAGUCGAUUUCAGUAUCUUAAAGAACACAUGAAUUCUCACACUGGAGACACGCCAUUUGUAUGUCUCUACUGUCCGGAAAAAUUCAAAGAUCACGGAACCUUCCACAAACACAAGGUCAAACAACAUGGAGACGAAAUAGAGAUCCGUAGUCGAAAACUAGAAAGGGUUCCGAUCGAAAGCCUGGAGGAUAUCAUCAGCCAGGGCUUGAAGAAAGAGACUGGUGAAAGAGGGGCUGAACCUGUGAAAGAGGAUAGUACCGCAACAUCCACAUCUGACAAUAAUGAAAUAUCCACUUCUGACAAUGAUAUAUCCACUGUCCAAAAUCCCCAGAUAAAUAAUGAUGAGGUGCCCACUUUGACAGUACCCACUUCAGCUGGGAUCCAGAUGUCCUCUUUGACAACAAGGAAUGAAGAUGGUGAAGAGGAGACUGUGUUACAUGUUAUACUUAAUGAAUGGAAAGUAAUUGACUGAAGUUAUACAUGUCAUCUCAUUAUCAAAUCUGUAAACUUCAGUUUCAUAUGAUAGGUUUUAUGCACUGUAAUAUCAAACUGUUUUGUUUUCAACUUUUGCAUUUUUUACGAAGUACAUGGAUUAUUUAUCACUUGUAUAUUACAAGUAUGUGUACAGUAUAUAUUAAAUAUUGCA